Molecule: messenger RNA, 1007 nt
Organism: Cephus cinctus (wheat stem sawfly)
Lineage: Eukaryota; Metazoa; Arthropoda; Insecta; Hymenoptera; Cephidae
Gene: twr
Product: signal peptidase complex catalytic subunit SEC11A
Exons: 4
Coding region: 120-662 (180 amino acids)
Cellular component (GO): membrane; signal peptidase complex
Molecular function (GO): serine-type endopeptidase activity
Source: RefSeq, a predicted model, not a curated record
UUUAUAGCGUCAUAUAGCUUGACGGCGAUCGCUAGCAGCUUUAGCUUUUGUACCGGCUGACUGUCCACGUAUUUAGUUUACUUCUUGGUACUGUAUAUCUGUGAAAUCUAGUUGCAAUAAUGUUGCAGAGCGUAUUUGAUGAUGUGAUACGUAUGAAUAAGCGUCAGUUUAUUUAUCAAGUUCUGAGUUUCGGGAUGAUCGUCUCUUCAGCCUUGAUGAUUUGGAAAGGGCUAAUGGUGGUUACAGGCAGUGAAAGUCCAAUCGUUGUUGUUUUGAGUGGUAGUAUGGAACCUGCGUUUCAUCGAGGAGACCUACUGUUUCUGACAAACUAUCAAGAUGAACCAGUACGUGUUGGAGAAAUUGUCGUCUUUAAAGUUGAUGGUCGUGACAUUCCUAUCGUCCAUAGGGUACUUAAACUUCAUGAAAAAGGAGAUGCAAACAACACUGUAAAGUUUUUGACAAAAGGUGACAAUAAUUCUGUCGAUGACAGAGGAUUAUAUGCUCCUGGACAAUUGUGGCUAACACAUAAAGAUGUAGUGGGCAGAGCAAGAGGUUUCCUACCAUAUGUUGGUAUGGUGACUAUAUACAUGAAUGAAUAUCCUAAAUUUAAGUAUGCUGUCUUAACGUGUCUUGGAUUAUAUGUCCUGGUACAUAGAGAGUAAAUUAUGUUGGGGUCUCCUUUCAUAAAUCACUUCCACCUUGAACAAUGACGAUUUAAUUCUUUGUUGAGUUUUGAAUGCAGAUCUGAACCUCUGUCUUCUUCCAAUCCUUAUAGGCAUUGAAUUAUUCUAUCAAAAAACGAUUAUAAUAUCUAAUGGAAUAAAUAAUAUUUUAGUGCAAAAUCGUGCACGUUCAUGCUUGGUAAAAAUGUUAUGCACAGCCAUAUGUGGUCUGCUAGAAACUUGAUUGUUUUAUAUCUAUCAACUCGCGAACUGACUAUAAUUGAAUAUCUGGUUGUACAGUUGUUAUGCUGGAAGAUUGAGUAAAAAUACUAUUAUUUUGAUAUA